UAGCAAAGUCAAACUAUGGAUCCAUCAUUUUGUUAUUACAUCAUGUAAUCAUAUAAUCAACCUCCAUUAUUUCUUGCAAAAACAAAAAAUGGAGUCAUGGUUUAUCAUCAUUACCAUAAUGACCUUCCCCAUUGCCGCUCUGAUCAAAGUUAUUCUCAAUGUAUUCUUUCAACCGAAGCAGCAAAUUAGGCUUCCGCCAUCUCCCGUUAACAUCCCCAUCAUCCGUCACCUUAUAUGGCUCCGGAAAACAAUCACUGAGCUUGAGCCGAUCAUCAGUUCUUUCCACAAAAGCCUCGGUCCAAUAAUAACUCUUCAUAUAGGCUUGCGUCCUACUAUCAUCAUCACCGAUCACUCUCUCGCACACAAGGCUUUAGUGCAAAACAGCGCGGUUUUCGCCGACAGACCACAAGCCUUUGCAACUGUUAGUAUCGGCUCUUCCUUAUACGGCUCGACUUGGCGCAUUCUUCGCCGAAAUCUGAUGUCCAACCUCCUAAAUUCUUCACGGUUCAAGUCUUACUCUCAAGUUCGUAAAUGGUCGCUUGAUAUCCUACUCAACCGCCUGGAAUCGCAGCGGAAAUCCGGAGACCAGAAACUUCCUGUUUGCAUUAUGGUAAAGGAUAUGUUUCAGUACACAAUGUUUUCUCUAUUAGUCUUCAUGUGUUUCGGUGACAAGCUGGAUGAGGAACAAAUAAAGGAAAUACAGAGAGUUGAGAAUCUGGUGCUGGUGAAUAUAGAUAGAUUCGAGCUCAAUUUCUGGCCGAGAUUGGGAAAGAUUCUGUUUCGCAAACAAUGGUCGGAGUUUUUGCAGAUCGAAAAGGACAGAGAAGAUAUACUUCUACCAUUGAUAAGAGCCAGAAAGAAAAUGAAAGAAGAGGGAGAAAACAAAACAGUAAACAAAGACGACGACGACGAUGAGUAUGUUCUAUCCUACGCCGAUACCUUGUUAGAUCUGCAACUCCCCGACGAGAAAAGAAAACUUACCGAGAAGGAAAUUCUAAUUUUAUGCGAAGAGUUUGUCAAUGCAGGCUCGGAUUCGACAGCUGCAGCACUACACUGGAUCAUGGCGAAUUUAGUUAAGGACCCGAUUAUUCAAGAAAAGCUAUUUAUGGAAAUUAAAAGUGUUGUUCCGAACGGAGAAGAAGAGGUAAAAGAGGAUGAUUUGCAGAAAAUACCAUAUUUAAAAGCUGUGGUUUUAGAAGCAUUAAGGAGGCAUCCGCCGGUGCAUUUUGUGUUACCACAUACAUUGAGGCAAGAUGUUGUCCUGGAUGAUAAGUAUUUUAUACCGAAAAAUGUCGAUGUAAAUUUCAUGGUGGCGGAUAUGGGUCGGGAUCCGAAAGUGUGGGAGGAUCCAAUGGCGUUUAAACCCGAGAGAUUUGUCGGCGGAAGAGAAGUAAUUGAUAUAAGUGGAAGUAAGAAGAUUAGCAUGAUGCCGUUCGGAGCUGGAAGGAGGAUUUGCCCUGCGGGACAUGGGUUCGCAUUGCUGCAUUUGGAGUAUUUUGUGGCUAAUUUGGUUUGGAAAUUUGAGUGGAAAUUAGGUACGGAUGGAGAUGAUGUUGAUUUGUCUGAAACGUUGGAGUUUAUAUCGGAGAUGAAGAAUCCAUUGCAGGCUCAUAUUUGUCCGAGGAUCAAAUAAGGGAUUAAGUGGGUUUGAUUGUGUGUCAAGAAAUAAAAAAGGAUUGUUCAAAUGCAAAUUUCACAGCUCUUUUGUUUGAUUUUAUUGUUUCGUUGAUUGGUCUCUUCAAUUCAAUAAAUGUUAUAGUAGUAGUUGACUGUA
Molecule: messenger RNA, 1774 nt
Organism: Mercurialis annua (annual mercury)
Lineage: Eukaryota; Viridiplantae; Streptophyta; Magnoliopsida; Malpighiales; Euphorbiaceae
Product: cytochrome P450 89A2-like
Exons: 1
Coding region: 89-1633 (514 amino acids)
Cellular component (GO): membrane
Molecular function (GO): iron ion binding; oxidoreductase activity, acting on paired donors, with incorporation or reduction of molecular oxygen, NAD(P)H as one donor, and incorporation of one atom of oxygen; heme binding
Source: RefSeq, a predicted model, not a curated record